[Candida] anglica is the source of this 1171-nucleotide messenger RNA. NCBI's taxonomy places the organism in Eukaryota, Fungi, Ascomycota, Pichiomycetes, Serinales, Debaryomycetaceae. The record is from the annotation of a GenBank genome assembly.
UUUAUAGAAAACCUAAUCAAUUCUACUUAUAAUGUCUGACACCACCGGAAAAACCAUCACAUGUAAGGCCGCUGUUGCCUGGGAAGCAGGUAAGCCAUUGUCUAUCGAAGACAUUGAGGUUCUCCCACCUCGUGCCCAUGAAGUACGUAUCAAGAUUCUUCACACCGGUGUUUGUCACACUGAUGCCUACACCUUGAGUGGUGUUGAUCCUGAAGGUGCCUUCCCAGUGGUUUUGGGUCAUGAAGGUGCUGGUAUUGUUGAAUCUGUCGGUGAAGGUGUCACCAACGUCAAGGUUGGUGACCACGUUGUUGCCCUCUACACCCCAGAAUGUGGCGAAUGUAAGUUCUGUAAGUCUGGUAAGACCAACUUGUGUGGUAAGAUCAGAGCCACCCAGGGUAAGGGUGUCAUGCCAGACGGUACUUCUCGUUUCAAGGCCAAGGGUAAGGACUUGUUGCACUUUAUGGGAUGUUCCACCUUCUCUCAAUACACUGUUGUUGCUGACAUUUCUGUUGUUGCCGUCAACCCAGAAGCCAAGCCAGAUAGAACUUGUUUGUUGGGUUGUGGUAUCACCACCGGUUACGGUGCUGCCACCAUCACCGCCAACGUGCAAAAGGGUGACAACGUUGCCGUCUUUGGUGCUGGUUGUGUUGGUUUGUCUGUAGUUCAAGGUGCCCUUGAAAGAAAGGCUGCCAAGAUCAUUGUCAUUGAUAUCAAUGAUAAGAAGGAAGAAUGGGCCACCAAGUUUGGUGCCACCGACUUUGUCAACCCUACCAAGCUUCCUAAGGGUACCACCAUUGUCGACAAGUUGAUUGAAAUGACCGACGGUGGUUGUGACUACACUUUUGACUGUACUGGUAACGUCAAUGUUAUGAGAGAUGCCUUGGAAGCAUGUCACAAGGGUUGGGGUACCUCCAUUGUCAUUGGUGUUGCUGCCGCCGGUAAGGAGAUCUCCACCAGACCAUUCCAAUUGGUUACCGGUAGAGUGUGGAAGGGUGCCGCCUUUGGUGGUGUCAAGGGUAGAUCCCAACUUCCAGGCAUUGUUGACGACUACAUGGAAGGUAAGUUGAAGGUUGAUGACUUCAUCACCCACAGACACCCAUUGGAGGGCAUCAACAAGGCCUUUGACGAUAUGCAUGCUGGUGACUGUAUCAGAGCUGUCAUUGACUUGUGA